This is a messenger RNA of Salmo salar (Atlantic salmon), 2322 nucleotides long. Its product is annotated as ubiquitin-associated domain-containing protein 1. Gene Ontology annotation, molecular function: protein binding. NCBI's taxonomy places the organism in Eukaryota, Metazoa, Chordata, Actinopteri, Salmoniformes, Salmonidae. Gene Ontology annotation, cellular component: ubiquitin ligase complex. The record is from RefSeq and is a predicted model, not a curated record.
ACGUUGCCUAGGUUCAAAGGUUAAUCAUAACCAACACAAUAGUGUACUUGGCUAGCUGCUCGGCUCUUGGAGAAAGAUAAACAACUCGUCUUUGCGAAAUUAACAGCACUCGACUGCUAUAGCAUUGAAGUCCGAUCAAACUGUCUGAAAAUCAUAAGUGUAGGUGUUUGCACUAUUGUCGCUGUUUUUCGAAGGCGCCAGCUAAUGUUAGCAAACUAACGUAGCCAUCACUGAACUGGCUCGCUAGCUAGAUAGUUACACACAAAGCUACAGCUAUGUUUGUGCAAGAAGAGAAGAUAUUCGCUGGAAAAAUAUUAAAAAUCCACAUUUGUACUAUGGAGGGUACAGAGUGGUUGGAAGAAGUAACAGAGGAUACCACUAUUGAACAACUCAAAGAGAAGUGCUUGAAACAUUAUGUACAUGGAAGCCUCGAAGACCCCAAAACAAUCACACACCAUAAACUUGUCCAUGCUGCCACGGAGAGGAUCCUCACAGAAACUAAAACGGUUGCAGAUGAAAGUCUAAAAGAUAAAGAUGUUCUUCUACUGAUUAAGAAGAGACCACUGCCACCCCCUCCGAAAAUGGCUGACAUAACUGCAGAGGAAAAGAAGAAGCAGGAUAACAAGGCUCCAGAUAAAGAUGCCAUCCUGAAGGCCACCGCCGGGCUGUCCACUCGCCACACAGACCGCACUGUCACCCAGCAUAACAUCAGAGAUUUUCAGACGGAGCUCAGGAAAAUCCUUGUCUCUCUCAUUGAAGUGGCCCAGAAGCUUCUUGCCUUGAACCCUGAUGCCGUGGAGCUCUUCAAAAAGGCCAAUGCCAUGCUGGAUGAGGAGGAGGAGGACCGGGUGGAUGAGACGACCCUUCAGCAGCUGACUGAGAUGGGUUUCCCUGAGAGCAGAGCCAUCAAAGCUCUCAGACUCAACCACAUGUCAGUGACCCAGGCCAUGGAGUGGCUGAUUGAGCACGUAGACGACCCCACGGUGGACACCACCCUGCCCGGCCAGGACGCCCCAGGAGCAGUAGGAGCCACAGCACCACCCCUGAUCCCCUCUAUCUCCGCCUCAUUUCCAAACCUCCUCCGCACCCUCUCCCAGACCAACACAGAUGCCGCCGCCAGGCAGGACGAACUCACUGAGAUCUUCAAGAGGAUCCGAAGGAAAAGAGAGUUCAGGCCCGACUCACGGGCUGUCAUUGCGUUAAUGGAGAUGGGCUUUGAUGAGAAGGAGGUGGUUGAUGCCCUGAGAGUCAAUAACAACCAACAGGAUGCUGCAUGCGAGUGGCUGCUGGGGGACAGGAAGCCGUCUCCGGAGGACUUGGAUAAAGGCAUCGACAUCAACAGUUCUCUGUUCCAGGCCAUCCUGGAGAACCCUGUGGUCCAGCUGGGCCUCACAAAUCCCAAAACACUGCUCGCGUUUGAGGACAUGUUGGAGAACCCUCUGAACAGCACCCAAUGGAUGAAUGACCCUGAGACUGGGCCUGUCAUGCUGCAGAUCUCCAGAAUCUUCCAGACACUCAACCGCACGUAGAGUGUGUGUGUGUGUGUGUGUUUGUAGGUGAGCGUGUGUGUGUGUGUGUGUGUGUGUGUGUGUGUGUUUGUAGGUGAGCUUGUGUGUGUGUGUGUGUGUAGGUGAGCGUGUGUGUGUGUGUGUAGGUGAGCUUGUGUGAGUGUGCACACGGCUGUGACAAGUAUUGUUUUUUGCCUUAAAGUCAAAGCCGGGGGGGGUAAAAUACAUAUUUAUUUAUACCACAGAAAACCUUGUACAAAACUAUGUUAACAUGAUUAUUACAAUACAUUUUUUUUUUUUUACAUUUUAAAAAUAACAGUUUAUAGUUAAGACACACAUGAUUUAUUUGAUACAUUUCUCCAUGUACAAAAAAAGACCAUCAGGCAUCAAACCAAUGUUUACUCUUCAACAACGUUCCUUUUUUGCCAUAUUCAAAUAUCAAUUAGUUUAAUUUGUCUCCUUAAAUUGUUACAUUUCCUCAAAGGUGAAUGUUUCUAGCGAGAGUUGAAUGACUCCAGGCAGUCUGUAUAAUUUGGUUGAAGACAAGUCAGACUGCAAGUGAACAUGCAUCAAACUGUUGCGUGAUGAUGAAAUGAGUGUUCAGUACUAACCAGAGGUUUGUUCAAAACGUUCCAAAGGUUGUAGAUGGACAUGUAAUGUAUAGAGCGGAUCCGAUUUGAUUAUUCUCUGUGACAAAUAAGGUCUGUUCUAAAUUACGUGUUUCUAUCAUAAAGUUGUGUAACGUUCCACCCUUCCUGAAUGAUUAAACCCCAGGUUAUGGCUAUGUUCCAGUUAACCUCUCCUUCCUUCUAAA